Ziziphus jujuba (common jujube) is the source of this 1998-nucleotide messenger RNA. Its product is annotated as alkane hydroxylase MAH1-like. The record is from RefSeq and is a predicted model, not a curated record. Lineage: Eukaryota; Viridiplantae; Streptophyta; Magnoliopsida; Rosales; Rhamnaceae. Gene Ontology annotation, molecular function: monooxygenase activity; heme binding; oxidoreductase activity, acting on paired donors, with incorporation or reduction of molecular oxygen. Bases 264 to 1826 code for a protein of 520 amino acids. The transcript has 2 exons.
GUCGGUGAAUUUCAAUAAAGUUUCACAAAAAAACCGAAGAUAAAGUUGUGACUCUAUAUAAACGGACAAAAUCAGCUCUGCUGUUCAUAUAAUUGUCUUCGAAUUCCAUUACUCUUAUCGAGAAGCCAGACUGUUUUCUAUUAAAAAAAAAAAAAUGAAAAAGGGAAAGGUGAAGAAUUGGAAGUUUGCUAGUGUAUGAUCUUUUCCUGCUUGUGUACAUUUGAGGAGGAGAAGAAGCUGAGCUUGAACCUGAACCGUCUUCAAUGGCUGUUGUUGGGUACGUAGAGAUACUAGUAGCGGCUCUGUGCUUCCUCCUAGUCCGCCAUUGGAGGCUGCACAGGAACACAGUAAUCACAGUGUGGCCAGUUGUUGGGAUGCUUCCAGAUAUCCUUAGAAAUGUCCCUCGCAUGCAUGAAUAUAUAGACGAGGUUAUCAAAAGAGGUGGUGGAACGAUUGAGAUCAAAGGCCCUUGGUUGACCAACUUGGAUUUCCUCGGAACAAAUGAUCCUUUGAAUGUGCGCCACAUCUUCAACCAAAGCUUCGAAAAAUAUCCCAAGGGACCUGAAUUCAAGAUCAUUUUCGAACCUCUAGGAGAUGGGAUUUUCAAUUCUGAUUCCGAUUUGUGGAAAGAUCAAAGAAAAAUGUUCCAAUUAUUGACCGGGCAGACAAAGUUUGUUACAUAUAUGGAGAAAACCAUCCAGCGAAAGGUGAUCAAUGGCCUCUUACCGGUUCUUGACCACGUCUCCACUACACAAAUCCAGGUUGACUUACAAGAUGUGUUCCAGCGCCUCACUUUUGACAAUAUAUGCUUGUUGGUAUUAGGCUUUGAUCCUCUUUGUCUCUCUAUUGAUUUCCCUAAAGUUGAACAUGAAAAGGCUUUAGAUGAGAUCGAAGAGAUUUUCUUUCACCGUCACGUUAUACCGGAGAUUUGGUGGAAGUUGCAGAAGUGGCUUCAAAUUGGAAAAGAGAAAAACCUACCAAGAGCAGUGAAAGUUCUAGACGACUUUAUAUAUAAAUGCAUCUCUUUGAAACGACGGGAAAUUACAAGCCGAAACUCCAGAAUAAAAGAAGAAACCGAUUUUGACUUGCUCACAAGUUAUAUAGAGGAAGAAGAGAAGCAAAAACAAAUGGGUUGCUUUACGGAUUCCGACAAGUUUCUGAGAGACACCGCAUUGAAUCUCAUGGUAGCAGGCAGAGACACCAUUGGUGCUACUCUCACAUGGUUUUUCUGGCUUGUUUCAAAGCAUCCAUGCGUGGAAACUAAAAUUCUUGAAGAAAUGAAAGAGAAACUACAAGUCGUGAAACAUGAAGAUGAUGAUCAUAUUAUUAGUUUGGGUGCGGAGGAGGUGAGAAAAUUGGUUUAUCUACAUGCAGCUUUGUGUGAGACACUCAGAUUAUAUCCACCUGUACCAAUCAAUCACAAAUGCCCAACUCAAGCAGAUACUCUUCCAAGUGGUCACCAUAUUAAGGCAAACCAGAGGAUUCUGUUUUCAUUUUAUUCCAUGGGUAGGAGAGAAGAAAUAUGGGGUAAAGAUUGCUCGGAAUUCAAGCCAGAAAGAUGGAUUUCUGAUGAUGGAGGAAUAGUAUACGUACCAUCUUACAAGUUUACAGCGUUUAAUACAGGUCCAAGGACUUGUUUGGGCAAAGACAUGGGUUUUAUUCAGAUGAAAAUGAUUGCAGCCUCUAUAUUGUGGAAUUACCAAGUCAAAGCAGUGGAAGAGCAUCCAGUUAUCCCAAAUACAUCAAUUAUACUUUACAUGCAACAUGGUCUCAAGGUCAGGGUUUCCAAAAGAUGUGCUGCAGUAGGCAGCCAGAUUAAAGGGUAACUUUUUUAUUUUUUGUUUUGGUACUAAUUAUUACUGGUUGAAUGGUUCAGUUUCUUUGCUCAGCAUGAUGUGUCUCUCUCUUUCUGUAAGUUAAUGUAAUUUAUUGUAUUUUAUUUUGCAGUGUGUAAUGUAUUGUAUUUUUAUAAGAGAUUAUAACGAUGUUUCUGAAGUA